AUGCGGUCGCAUUAUCCCAGUCUUGCGACUGCUUUUUCUGCUCUCUCAGCAACUUACUCCCCCCUCGUUAAUCAUACCUCACCUUUUACUUGCAACGAAUCUUCAAUCGCUUCGUUUCCUACAGCCACACCAACUACUCGGACCUCUAUCAUUUAUUCCACCAUAACAACAUGUACGAAAUCACCGGCUCCCACAUGCUCAGCCACAUCCGACCAUGAACCUAUCAAUUACUGGGACCCCGCCAAUCGAGCACCACAACAACCACACGGAGGUCCGCAGGGAUAUCUAUACAGCGGUCCAGCUUUCCUGAAAGGUACCAAAGAUUUGAAGCCUGCCCUCUCUCAAUAUGAGACGAACGGAGACUCUUGUUGGGGCACUCUAGAUGCUCCUCAUCUUCCUCCGUGGGUCGGCGCACCUGUUUCCGGGAGUUAUACCUCUGGUUCUCCCUAUGGCAACAGCUCUUCUGCGCUUCCACCGUGGGGAAAUGCAACAGCGACCGGAACCAACCCAUAUACGUCGGCUCCACACACCAACGUCACGCGAUACUACGAUUUCACGGUCUCCUAUAUGGAUAUCGCGCCGGACGGGGUGAAGAAGCCUGGACUAGUGAUCAACGGCGGAUUUCCAGGACCUCUCAUUGAAGCUAAUUGGGGUGAUUGGAUCGAGGUCAAAGUGACAAACUUGCUAGACGACGAGGGCACAACUCUGCACUGGCACGGAAUUCUUCAGACGGAAGCUCCUUGGAUGGAUGGCGUGCCAGCAGUACAGAUGUGCCCAAUUCCUCCGACCAAGUCCUUCACCUAUAGGUUCAAAGCGGACCUAUACGGGACGUCAUGGUAUCACAGCCAUUACAGUGCGCAAUACGCCGGAGGUGCGCUUGGCCCAAUGAUCAUCCACGGCCCGAAGCACGCUUCAUACGACUUUGAUCUCGGGCCUGUCAUGCUUGCCGACUGGUAUCAUCAAGCAUACUAUCCAGACGUUGAGCAAACCAUGUCCACGGGCCCACCUACAUCGAACAACAACCUCAUCAACGGCAAAAUGAACUACCCCUGCGCUAACACCACGUUAAGCUGCACUGCCGACGCCGGCAUCAGCAAGUUCCGCUUCCAGUCCGGCAAGAAACACCUCUUGCGGAUUAUCAACACCUCAGCCGAUGCCGUCCAGAAGUUCAGCAUCGACAACCACACCAUGAGCGUCAUCGCCAACGACUUCGUGCCAAUCGUACCCUAUACCACUGGCGUAGUGACUUUGGGAGUUGGUCAGCGCGCCGAUGUAAUUGUUGACGCUACCGGGGAAGCUGGAGAAGCUUUCUGGAUGCGCGCUUCGAUCAACGGCACCUGCAGUCUUAAUGAUGGAAUUUCCAACGAGGCGGUUGCGGCUGUCUACUACGAGUCCGCGGAUACUAAUGCCGUCCCUGCUACGGCUACCCAGAUGACUGAGGCGCAGCAGAACUACUGCGGGAAUGACGCCCUUUCUGGUUUGGUUCCCUUGUUCCCCCUGGCAGCUGAGGAAACCGUCUCGACGAGCGAAGAUAUCAACAUCGAGUUCAAGAGCAACGGGACAAACUUCGUGUGGACGAUGAACAACAGCUCCUUCAGAGGCGACUACAACGAUCCCAUUCUGCUAGACGUGAAGGGCGGCAACAUGACCUUCGAGCCGGAAUGGAACGUCUACAACUUCGGCACCAACAAAACCGUGCGCCUGGUCGUCUACAACUAUUUCGCCUUCGGCCCGCACCCGAUGCAUCUGCACGGCCACAAUUUCUGGGUCAUCGCCGAAGGCUUCGGCACCUGGGACGGGCACAUCACCAACCAGGCGAACCCCUCCCGCCGCGACGUGCAGCUCGUGCACCCGGCCCAGGAUGCCGACACGCCCGCGUACAUUGUGAUCCAGUUCGAGCAGGACAACCCGGGUGUGUGGCCGUUGCACUGCCACAUCGCGUGGCACGUGUCCGCGGGGCUGUACAUCAGCGUGCUCGAGCGCCCGGAUGAUAUCGUGAAGGAUAUGCCGAUCCCGGAUUCGAUGACGGAGGCGUGUAGGGUGUGGUGGGAUUAUACCGAUGAUACGUAA
This is a messenger RNA of Mytilinidion resinicola, 2070 nucleotides long. RefSeq lists its product as uncharacterized. The transcript has 4 exons. Gene Ontology annotation, molecular function: copper ion binding; oxidoreductase activity. NCBI's taxonomy places the organism in Eukaryota, Fungi, Ascomycota, Dothideomycetes, Mytilinidiales, Mytilinidiaceae. The record is from RefSeq and is a predicted model, not a curated record. The coding region runs from base 1 to 2070 and encodes 689 amino acids.